AUGAAUUUAGUUAACAUCGCAAAGCAUCUUCUUUAUCUACCAGAAAGAGAGUUUUCCAAUGAAGGUUCAAGAACAAGUGCUGAUGAAAUUGUUGCAUCAGAGCAAUUAUUUGAAGUUUUAAAGUCAUUCAAAGAUAGCCGCUUUAGUGAACUCGAUGUGUACCAAACUCUCGACUUCGAUGAUGAAUAUGAUGAAACAACUGACAAAGAAGAGGGUACUGAUGAAGAAGAAUCUCUCGACGAUACGGAUGAUUUUGAUGAAAAUCAACAACAGAAUAUUUACAAUCACUUUACAUUGGAAGAAAUGGAAGAGAUAGUUGAAUGGGUUGAUCAACAUCCAAAUUAUAAAUUUACUACUAUUAAACAUAGAUUUCAAAAGGUCAAACACCCUAUCUAUAUUACAAGAUUUCGAGAAUAUAUUAGAAAGAACGGCACAAGAUUUGAAAAGCUCGAAAAAAUCAAGCAAUUUAUGUGGGAUGAAUUUUAUGUUAAAGGAGCUGUUGAAAAAGAAGCUGUUCAUGAUACUGAUUUAGAACUUUUUGCAAUUCAAAAAGCAAGAGAAUUAAAAUGGGAUCAUUUUAUUGUCAGUGAAUCUUUUCUUACAAGAUUUAAGAAAAAAAAUCGAAUUUCAUCAAGAAGAUAUAACAAAAUUAUUACUAGAGCUUCUUCAAUUAGAAAAGUUUUCACUUUGGAAGGUAUUUAA
Messenger RNA from Rotaria sp. Silwood2, 702 nucleotides. NCBI's taxonomy places the organism in Eukaryota, Metazoa, Rotifera, Eurotatoria, Philodinida, Philodinidae. The record is from the annotation of a GenBank genome assembly.